Aspergillus nidulans FGSC A4 is the source of this 1914-nucleotide messenger RNA. RefSeq names its product protein oefC. Bases 1 to 1914 code for a protein of 637 amino acids. The record is from RefSeq and is a predicted model, not a curated record. Lineage: Eukaryota; Fungi; Ascomycota; Eurotiomycetes; Eurotiales; Aspergillaceae. Gene Ontology annotation, biological process: DNA-templated transcription; regulation of DNA-templated transcription. Gene Ontology annotation, cellular component: nucleus. Gene Ontology annotation, molecular function: DNA-binding transcription factor activity, RNA polymerase II-specific; DNA binding; zinc ion binding. The transcript has 3 exons.
AUGUUGUCCAUGCAAAAAUCCCCCUCGUUCAUUUUACCUCCAUCCGACCUGGACAGUAACUCCUCCCAUGGCUACCUCCAGCCCGACUGCCGCUCCAGUAUAGCCGAACCAGUCCCCGCCUUGACGUACGCUACAGUCGCCCGUGACUACUCGAUGGACCCCCAGGACCCCCAGGACUUGCUCUCGCAGCGCGCCAGCGUGAGCACUGACGAUACCUCGAACAACUCGCCCGAGUCCUGGGAUGACGGCCCCUCCGACAGCUCGCCGCCCGGCGACGGCGGAGUAAAACUGCCGCAGAUGCCGCCGGCCCUGAUCGGCCCAUCGACGGUGUUCCAGUUCAAUGUGGUUGCGUCGCCCGACCCCGGCGCAGAGCCAGACGUAGUGCCGAAAGUAGAGGAGUUGGACGACAGUGACGGGCUGCAGGGCAUCAAGCCCGUCGAAGUGCCGGUGCCUGUGGAAUCGACGGCUGCGCCCGCCAACGUUCCACGGAAACGCGGCCGUCCGCGCAAGCACCCGCUGCCAGUACCCGGCGGCCAGCUCAAGAUCACAAAGGGCCGCUCUAAGACGGGCUGUAUCACCUGUAGACGGCGCAAGAAGAAAUGCGACGAGACCAAGCCUUCUUGUCUGAACUGCCAGAAGAAUGCCGUGGUCUGUGAAGGGUAUCCGCCCAAGGAGAUAUGGAAGAGCGGGAAGCAGAAGCUCGAGGAUGCCCGGUCCCAAACGGUCGUCCUCCGCUCGCUGCCCAUCCUGAUCGACGGCAUCGAAACCGAAAUGGACCGUCGACUGCUGGAUCAUUUCGUCUACGGCUUCAGCCGCGUCCUGACCCUCAUUAACGAUGACUCGAACCCCUUUAAAGAGAUCUUACUUCCCAUGGCGACGCAACAUCGCGGCCUCAUGCACUCGUUAAUGUGCCUCUCAGGCUCACAUCUAUCGGGGUUGACCCCCGAACCAAGCGUCAAAGAGCGCAAAUUCUACCACUUCCACCGCGCAAUCCGAGACCUCAAGGCCAACAUCAUCGCUCGCUCGAAUAUGACUGAACAAUCAAAGACGGGCGAGCAAGAACCCGAACUCCUUUCCGAAGACCCCAUCAUCGCCUCCACAAUCGCUCUCAGUCUGAACACCAUCUGCGAGGGCGAAACCAACGGCGAGUACCGUCCACACAUGGACGCGGCACGGUACCUGCUCGUCACCCAGAAACCCCGCAACGAAAACUUUCGCCAGUUCAUUGUCGAGUUCUUCCAGUACCAUGACGUAUCAAAUUCCAUCACCUCGCUCGAUCGAAGACCGGCUCAUCUCGACGGUGAAUUGCGUCUCCCCGAUUUCGUCCCACAUGCCCAGGCCGGCUCGUUCCUCGGUGUUUUCGACGGCCUCUUCCGCUACAUCUCCCAAGUCACCCGGCUUCGAGACCGCAUCCGCCAGCGCUUUAGCGAGGGCUACGAGCCUGCCGUCGACUACCAGAUCCUGUCGGACGCCGUGAUGAUCGACUCGUCAAUCCGGACCUGGGAGACAUCCCAUCCGCCCAACACACCUAACUACUAUCUCGCCCAGCUCUACCGGCAAUCGACAUGGGUCUAUCUCUACCGAACGAUCCGACCUUCGCGGCCGAGCGAGAAAAUUGCACAGGUCGUUGACGACGGUCUCGAGUACCUGGAUCUGCUUCCGCAAGACGCAGGCGCAUUCAGUAUCGUCCUCAUGCCGCUUUUCUUGCUUGGCUGCUCGGCGUUCCUACCCCGACAGCGAGAACGUAUUCAAAAGGGAUUCGAGGCUCUCAAGGCGUACUCGAAUCUGAGGAAUAUCGAGCCUGCGUUUAAAGUCGUUCAGCGCGUUUGGGAGGUUAUGGAUACGAGGACCGAGGAUAGUUGGGACUGGGAGAGGAUUAUCAAGGAGAUGAAUAUGGAUUUCCUGAUUACUUGA